Messenger RNA from Lutra lutra (Eurasian river otter), 3892 nucleotides. It is a transcript of the gene HCAR1, whose product is annotated as hydroxycarboxylic acid receptor 1. Gene Ontology annotation, cellular component: membrane. NCBI's taxonomy places the organism in Eukaryota, Metazoa, Chordata, Mammalia, Carnivora, Mustelidae. Gene Ontology annotation, molecular function: G protein-coupled receptor activity. The record is from RefSeq and is a predicted model, not a curated record. The transcript has a single exon. Gene Ontology annotation, biological process: G protein-coupled receptor signaling pathway. Bases 795 to 1808 code for a protein of 337 amino acids.
GCAAAAGACAGGAGGCAUGAAUGGAGGGCAGGAAAGCAGAUGCAUUUCACAGAAUUUUUCUAACACCCAGUAAGUGCUAUUUUCAGAGCUUUUUUUUUUUUUUCCCCCUCCACAGACCCUUCUGAGUUUUGAGUGCCGUAUUUUUGGGUGUGGGCAGAGGAAAUGGCCCUGAGGAGCUGUGGACGGAGCAGAGCCUCCCCCCUCGGGCACCGCCCAGGGGAGAGCCCCAUGGGAUGGGGAGAGGACGGGGCAGUCAGGCAAAAGGUUAGGGGAGGAAAGCAAAGGCAGAGGCCCAGAACGGCUCCAGGAAAUGUUUGUAUUUCUCCACCGGGAGGGAGGACAAACAAGCUUUUCUCGUGCCUUCUGGGCAGCUUUGCACGCUCCCCAGCACAGGAGUCUGCACAGCCGGAGUGGGGCUGGAAAGAAAAACCGUCCUGGGGCUGGACCCAGCGCCCGCUCUAGGGCAUGCAUCUCCCCAGACCCGCCGGCCGCUCCCCAGAAAUGACCACUUGCCUGUCAAAGCCCGGCCGUGCUCCAUGCUUCACCUGCAGGGGAGACAGGUAGCGUGGGACAGCCUGCCCAGAAGGGGCCUCCGGGAGUCUCUCAUCUCCUGGCUGAAGUCCAAGGUCGCCUAGCGGUGGCUGCGUCCACCCACACGUGCAGUCGGGACCCGCGGAGGCCAGGGGUGAAGGAGUCAGAAAACCAGCGGCCAGGUGAGUGGGUGGCAUUCAGGGAGCAUCUGUGUCUUUGCGGGGGGAGGCUCCCGGGGCCACCCGGCCCGUCCUCUGUCCACCAUGGACAACGGCUCGUGCUGCCUCAUCGAGGGGAACCCCAUCUCUCAGGUGAUGCCGCCGCUGCUGAUCCUGGCCUUCGUGCUUGGCGCGCUGGGCAACGGUGUCGCCCUGUGUGGUUUCUGCUUUUACAUGAAGACCUGGAAGCCGAGCACCAUUUACCUUUUCAACUUGGCCGUGGCCGACUUCCUUCUCAUGAUCUGCCUGCCCUUCAGGACGGACUACUACUGGAGACACAGGCAGUGGGCCUUCGAGGACAUCCCGUGUCGGGUGGCCCUCUUCAUGCUGGCCAUGAACAGGGCGGGGAGCAUCCUCUUCCUCACGGUGGUGGCCGUGGACAGGUACUUCAAAGUGGUCCACCCCCACCACGCGGUGAACGCCAUCUCCAACCGGACCGCAGCUGGCAUCGUCUGUGCCCUUUGGGCCAUGGUCAUCCUGGGGACUGUCUAUCUUUUGAUGGAGAACCAUCUGUGCGUGGAUGAGAAGACCAUAUCCUGUGAGAGCUUCAUCAUGGAGUCGGCCAACGGCUGGCACGACAUCAUGUUCCAGCUGGAGUUUUUCCUGCCCCUCGCCAUCAUCCUCUUCUGCUCCUUCAAGAUCGUUUGGAGCCUGAGGCAGAGGCGGCGGCUGGCCAGGCAGACCCGGAUGAAGAAGGCCACCCGGUUCAUCAUGGUGGUGGCCGUGGUGUUCGUCACGUGUUACCUGCCCAGCGUGUCGGCCAGACUCUACUUCCUCUGGACGGUGCCCUCGAGCGCCUGCGACCCCUCUGUCCACGUAGCCCUCCACGUCACCCUCAGCUUCACCUACAUGAACAGCAUGCUGGACCCCUUGGUGUAUUAUUUUUCGAGUCCCUCGUUCCCCAAGUUCUACACCAAGCUCAAAAUCCGCAGCUUGAGACCCAAGAGGCCAGGACGCUCCGAGACCCAGAGCCCGGAAGAGAUGCCAAUUUCAAGCCUCUGUCGCAAGAGUUGUGUCAGCGUGGCCAACAGCGUCCAGAGCCAAUCCAACGGGCAGUAAGAUCUCCAAAUGUGCGGGAUGACCCUGAAACAGGCAGACAGACAAAACCAGGGAGGACAGACCGAUGACCUAGAAAGAGUUUGUGCUAAGGGGCUGAGAGGCUUUUGAAAAUACCGCCCGCCCUUAGCUGUAUCCUCUCGCUCUGUCUGGAAACGGAAUGCAGGUUACUAUGCCUUUUUGGAAGGUUCCAACUGAGGAGUGAGUCAGUUGCCUUUCUAUGACCCGACUGCAAUGACGGGACAAGAUGGGCAUGAAAUGGGGCAUGUGUGUAUCGGGUGGGGCGAUGGGAAAAGCUCGGCUCCUGUGUGGUUUGAAACGGCUGAGUAAAAGGCGUCAGCAUGGAAACAGUCAUGUUCUCUCUCUAGGGGAGUCGGGGAACUUAAUGACUUAGCGGUAUUUCCUAACCUCUGACCUUACGUCGUUACUCGUUUUAGAAAGCAGACACCAGAGUAAGUCAGUAUUUCAGGCUGAGUGAGGCUCAUUAGAGGGGAUGUCUUGACCCUGGUGACUGUCAUCCUCACAGGGCCCCUGGGUAGAGUUCUGAUUUCUGGGUAGCCCGGGAAGAUCUGCUCUGACCUUCUCAGAGCUCCACAUUUUUCUGCAAGUCUUUGGAUUUCAAAGAAGGUCCUGGGGGCUGUGUUUACCUGCCCUCAUUUUUCCGGUGGGGGGGGAUGGGUAGCUGAGUGCUUGGAAAAAGUCCCGCUGGCCUUUGGGAAGUGCUGAGUUCGGUGUGAUUGUUUUGGCCACUUGUUACAGGACUGUGAGUUGAGAUUACUUAUUCAUUCAUUCUCCAAGUGUCUGCUGAACGCAUAUUCUGUGCUGAGCACCUGCUAGUAUCCCUUUUACCUGGGGGGGGUCCUUAGUCAAUUCCUGUGUGACCGUGACCGCUAAGUUUUCGGGGGGAGGGCAGACAGUUUAACCCUCUCACCCUCUCACCCUCUCGGUGAAUAUAGUUUCUAGACCAUGUUCGUGGCAAACAUCAGUGUAUUCCUCUUGAUGAUUCUAUGGACUGAAAAGCUGCCUCUACCCUGUAUUAUGGGGAGGGCGUCCAAACCAAUCCUUGCUUUGUUCUCAAGCCACAAGAGUGCUGAAAAUCGCUCUUGGCUCUUUGGUUUACAUUUCUCCGAUUUCCAGAGUACUCUCUGCAGCAGAUGACCUUCCCAGCUUUUAGUUCUCUGGGCCUCGAAACACUCCUUUCGGCUGUCUUUUUAAUUGUUUUGCAGAGGAACCUCACAGCCCAGCGAGGAAAAGUAUGGGCUCUGGAAAGUCCGACAAAGCUAACUUUGAAUCCCAGCUCGACCGCUGACUAGGUGUGUGAUCUGGGGGAAGGUUUUAUUUCAACACUCAGCUUCCAUUUCCUCAUAUGUGAAACAGAAGGAACAAGAGUGCGGAUUUCAAGAGAUUGGUGGGCAGAUUCCAGGAACGUGAGCUCCCGAAGUGUAGGGGUUCUGUUCACUGUUCCGUCCUCCCCAGGGCCUAGAAGUAUGCCCGCGCAUAGUAGGUGCUCCAUAAAUAUCUGAAUGAAUAAUCAUGAGUAGGUAGAGCAUGAAGCUUUGUGCCUGGCAGGAGAGAAUGUGAUGACUUCUGACAUCCACGCAGUUUGGAUACAAAGUUGCUGAGGCAUAAAGCCCGUUUCCCUUGGGGUUCAGAGUCCCCGAUUAGUUGCUCUGUCAUCAUUACCUGAAUUGCCCCGCUCCCCAGCUGCCUGGGGAGGAGGGAAAGCAGGAUUCUUACACGCUCAUAUUCUUAUAUGCUUAUAUUCAUAUAUGCUCCUGAAAGAAAUCUGUGGAAGCCCACGCUUCUGCUUUGGCUCCUAUCCCUGCUCAUGAUUCUUUCCCGGACGGCUCCUCCUUUUUCGCUUCAUGUGAAUAAAACCAGUUUCCAAAACAAGGCCUUGUUCUUGCUGUCUGUGAUUCCUAAGACUUUACCCUUCCAGGAAAAAAGUAUAAAAAAAUCCAGAAGCUCAGGGCAGGCAGAGGUUCUCAUGAAAAAAAACAGCAAGAACAAACAAAAAAGGGGGAAAAAAAAAGAAAAACCCAAACACAGCUUAGGCUCUGCUUUCGCCUCCCUUUUUAAAUUCACAG